Molecule: messenger RNA, 1469 nt
Organism: Macrobrachium nipponense
Lineage: Eukaryota; Metazoa; Arthropoda; Malacostraca; Decapoda; Palaemonidae
Product: arrestin homolog
Exons: 3
Coding region: 112-1257 (381 amino acids)
Biological process (GO): G protein-coupled receptor internalization; signal transduction
Cellular component (GO): cytoplasm
Molecular function (GO): G protein-coupled receptor binding
Source: RefSeq, a predicted model, not a curated record
GUCCAGGUAUAAAAGUGCGCGCAGAGGAAACCUGGUCAUUCAGAUUCACACGGAGCCUUCUCUGACCCCGUUCGACUUAGUAGGCCGAGCUCUCGCCUCCAAACUCUUUCCAUGGUUAACGCCGUCAAGGUCUUCAAAAAGACAGCCCCUAAUGGUAAGGUCACAGCGUACCUAAACCAGCGGGACUUCAUUGACCGCAUCAGCCACACGUCCCCUGUGAACGGUGUGGUUGUUGUGGACAAUGACUACCUGCGAGGAAGGAGGGUCUUCGCGCGCGUGGCGGUCACGUACCGCUAUGGGCGCGAAGAGGAUGAAGUCAUGGGACUCCAUUUCAGCAAGGAGAUGGUUCUCGUUAACACCCCAAUUGAAAUGAACAACUCAAAUGGGGAAGUCACUGAAGUCCAGGAGAGACUCCUCAAGAAGCUUGGUGCCAAUGCCCAUGCUUUCAGUGUUUCUCUACCUGAAAAUGCCCCCUGCUCUGUGAACUUGGACAAUGGAGAUGAGGCUUCUAGUCAGCCUCUUGGUGUGAUCUACGACCUGAAGCUGUACGUGGCUGAGAACAAAGAGGAGCGCCCCCACAAGCGUAAUUCCGUCAGCUUCGCGGUCCGAAAGGUCCAGUUUGCAUCCAUGGAGCCUAGCGCUCGCCAACCUUCUACCCUGGUGAGCAAGAGCUUUACUCUCUCUCCUGGGAAGCUUAACUUGGAAGUCAGCUUGGACCGCGACCUUUACCUUCAUGGUCAAUCAAUCACGGCUAAGCUUAGCAUCAACAAUGCUUCCAAGAAAACGGUGAAGAACGUCAAGUGUCAAGUGGUCCAACAUGUCGAGGUAACCAUGACGAACAACAUGUUCAGCCGUGUUGUGGCCAGCCUUGAGUCUCGUGAAGGAUGUCCAGUCACUCCUGGCGCUCAUUUCACUAAGAAUUUCUCCAUCACCCCUCUUGCCUCUUCUAACAAAAGACGAUAUGGAAUCGCCCUGGAUGGUCAGAUGAAGGACACAGAUGCUAAUUUGGCAUCCUCAACAUUGGUGGCAGCCGGUAAGAAUCCCAAUGACGCCUUGGGCAUAGUCGUGUCCUACUCUCUCCGUGUGAAACUGAAUUGUGGUGCCAUUGGUGGCGAACUGACAGCAGACCUUCCCUUCAAGCUGAUGCACCCAGAUCCCAGUGCCAGUAAGGCUGUACUCCGUAAGCUCCAAUCCACUGAUAUCGAAUUCGAGGAAUUUAGUCGCAUAAGGCGCGGACAAUCUGUUGCAGACGAGUAAGAAAAAACUCAAAAAGUAUCAAGAAAAAAUGGAAAAAAAAAUAAAAAAUAUUUCGAGCUUCAUCACCCAUUCUUGAGUUGAUUUGUUUCUCGUUUUUGCUAAGUUGUCCCCAAUUGGCCAUAUUCUCAUUUAUGUUUUAUUAGCUAUCUUUUGUGUUCAUGUCAUUAGUUUAUAGUUUUAUAUUUAUUUAUCUAAAAAACAUACUCCUUAAA